AUGCGACACUACUACGCGGCCACGACGCUACAAACUGCUACGUACGGAACUACGACGCUACGAACUGCUACGCAACUACGACGCUACAAGCUACUACGCGGCCACGACGCUACAAACUGCUACGUACGGAACCACCGCGCUACGAACUGCUACGCGGCUACGACGCUACAAGCUGCUACGCGGCUACGACGCUACGAACUGCUACGCGGCUACGAAGCUACGAGGCUACGGAACUACGACGCUACGAACUGCUACGCGACUACGACGCUACAAACUACUACGCGGCCACGACGCUACAAACUGCUACGUACGGAACUACGACGCUACGAACUGCUACGCGACUACGACGCUACAAACUACUACGAGGCCACGACGCUACAAACUGCUACGUACGGAACUACGACGCUACGAACUGCUACGCGGCUACGACGCUACAAACUACUACGCGGCCACGACGCUACAAAUUGCUACGUACGGAACUACGACGCUAAGAACUGCUACGCAACUACGACGCUACAAGCUACUACGCGGCCACGACGCUACAAACUGCUACGUACGGAACCACCGCACUACGAACUGCUACGCGGCUACGACGCUACAAGCUGCUACGCGGCUACGACGCUACGAACUGCUACGCGGCUACGAAGCUACGAGGCUACGGAACUACGACGCUACGAACUGCUACGCGACUACGACGCUACAAACUACUACGCGGCCACGACGCUACAAACUGCUACGUACGGAACUACGACGCUACGAACUGCUACGCGACUACGACGCUACAAACUACUACGAGGCCACGACGCUACAAACUGCUACGUACAGAACUACGACGCUACGAACUGCUACGCGACUACGACGCUACAAACUACUACGCGGCCACGACUCUACAAACUGCUACGUACGGAACUACGACGCUACGAACUGCUACGCGACUACGACGCUACAAACUACUACGAGGCCACGACGCUACAAACUGCUACGUACGGAACUACGACGCUACGAACUGCUACGCGACUACGACGCUACAAACUACUACGCGGCCACGACGCUACAAACUGCUACGUACGGAACCACCGCGCUACGAACUGCUACGCGGCUACGACGCUACAAGCUGCUACGCGGCUACGACGCUACGAACUGCUACGCGGCUACGAAGCUACGAGGCUACGGAACUACGACGCUACGAACUGCUACGCGACUACGACGCUACAAACUACUACGCGGCCACGACGCUACAAACUGCUACGUACGGAACUACGACGCUACGAACUGCUACGCGACUACGACGCUACAAACUACUACGAGGCCACGACGCUACAAACUGCUACGUACGGAACUACGACGCUACGAACUGCUACGCGGCUACGACGCUACAAACUACUACGCGGCCACGACGCUACAAACUGCUACGUACGGAACUACGACGCUAAGAACUGCUACGCAACUACGACGCUACAAGCUACUACGCGGCCACGACGCUACAAACUGCUACGUACGGAACCACCGCACUACGAACUGCUACGCGGCUACGACGCUACAAGCUGCUACGCGGCUACGACGCUACGAACUGCUACGCGGCUACGAAGCUACGAGGCUACGGAACUACGACGCUACGAACUGCUACGCGACUACGACGCUACAAACUACUACGCGGCCACGACGCUACAAACUGCUACGUACGGAACUACGACGCUACGAACUGCUACGCGACUACGACGCUACAAACUACUACGAGGCCACGACGCUACAAACUGCUACGUACAGAACUACGACGCUACGAACUGCUACGCGACUACGACGCUACAAACUACUACGCGGCCACGACUCUACAAACUGCUACGUACGGAACUACGACGCUACGAACUGCUACGCGACUACGACGCUACAAACUACUACGAGGCCACGACGCUACAAACUGCUACGUACGGAACUACGACGCUACGAACUGCUACGCGACUACGACGCUACAAACUACUACGCGGCCACGACGCUACAAACUGCUACGUACGUAACUACGACGCUACGAACUGCUACGCGGCUACUAACUGCUACGCGGCUAUGUAA
This is a messenger RNA of Aricia agestis (brown argus), 2067 nucleotides long. RefSeq lists its product as uncharacterized. The record is from RefSeq and is a predicted model, not a curated record. NCBI's taxonomy places the organism in Eukaryota, Metazoa, Arthropoda, Insecta, Lepidoptera, Lycaenidae. Bases 1 to 2067 code for a protein of 688 amino acids. The transcript has a single exon.